GUCUUUUCAGCACCACUCACUGACAAUCCAACCAACCGGAGAGGCGAGACAGGCAAAACUGACUUCUCUGCAACCUUCUGUGGAUAUUCUUUCUUUCUCUACAUCCACAAAUCCUUACAACUUUUUUUUUUCCAGUAAAGGAGCUUCUGGUUUUUAUUCUACCGAGUUUCCACCCGCUGAAAGUAAGAAUUUAGUUUCAUUUUUCAAAUAGGACCAUGUGGUUGUUGGAUGUAUGAUUUUGAUAUAUUUUUUUCAUUGCGGAUUUUCGUAUGUUUUUUUUCCCACGGUUACACUCUAAGUUUGGUCUUUUCAUUACGCUUUGGAAGUCUAGAAAAAUGCCCGCAACCACUUGAAUGAAUGAGUUAUUGAAAUAAGUUCGAUUAUUUUACGGUAGUUUUCACACGUUCAGUCAGUAAUUUAAGAGCCUUUGUUUUCUUUUAAUACGUGGAAUUAUAUGUGUAUCUAGUCGCGAUGUUCACUUUAGUGGUGGGACUUUUGUACCUGGUCAGUGGAUGCACGGUGCGAAGCCAGGAUGCUACAGGUAGCCGCUUCGUUUGUAACGCAAUUCCCCCGGGCGCAGAGCCGGGCUGCGCGUACGGUCCUACUGGGAACCGUGUCCAGAGCAGCAGCCCCGUGGAGGACGAGCUACGGAACACGAUAAUCCAGCUCCGGGAGACCAUCCUGCAGCAGAAGGAGACCAUCGUGAGCCAGCAGGGGACCAUCAAGGAGCUCAACUCCAAGCUGGCGCGCUGCGAGGCGGCAGCCGACGAGUCGUCACAGAGCAAGCCCCGGGGUCAGGGCUCCAGGCGGAAGGAGUACGGCAAAAACACCAUGGGGGACCUGCCCCGGGACCCCAGCGAGACCAUAGAUCAACUGGGCAAGACCAUGCAGAGUCUCAAGGGUCGGCUGGAGAACUUGGAGCAGCAGAGUUUGCGGCUCCCCAGCACAAAUGUGUCAGCUGGAGGUGUCUCGGCACUGACUCCCCUGCCACCAGAGCUGCGGGAGCUGCUGCGACAGCGUCUGGGGGCGCUGGAGACCCAGCUCCUCCGGAAGGUGGCUGAGCUGGAGGAGGAGAAGAGCCAGCUCUACAAUGAAACAGCGGCCCACCGCCAACGUACCGAGAGCACUCUCAAUUCCCUCCUGGAGAGGAUCACCGAGCUUGAGAAAAGUAAUAAUGCCUUCAAGUCACCCGAGGAUUUCAAGGUGUCCCUCCCUCUUCGUACGAACUACCUGUAUGGACGCAUCAAAAAGAGUCUCCCAGAAAUGUACGCCUUCACUGUGUGCAUGUGGCUCAAGUCCAGCGCCAGUCCCGGCAUAGGAACCCCGUUCUCUUACGGUGUGCCCGGCCAGGCCAACGAGAUAGUCCUCAUCGAAUGGGGGAACAAUCCCAUUGAACUACUAGUUAAUGAUAAGGUGGCCCAGCUCCCUCUGUCAGUGAGUGACGGGCGCUGGCACCACAUCUGCAUCACCUGGACAACUAGAGACGGUUUCUGGGAGGCUUACCAGGAUGGCGAGCGUCUAGGCACAGGGGACAACCUGGCCCCCUGGCACCCAAUUAAACCUGGAGGGGUUAUCAUCCUGGGCCAGGAGCAGGACAUAGUCGGAGGCCGCUUUGACGCCACGCAGGCUUUUGUGGGCGAGCUGAGCCAGUUCAACAUGUGGGACCGAGUACUGCGGCCUGUGGACAUCAUGGGUCUGGCCAACUGCUCGGCUUACAUGCCGGGCAACGUGGUCCCUUGGAUUGACGCUAAUGUGGAAGUGUUUGGUGGUGCGAGUAAAACUGCUCUGGAGAUCUGUGAAGAUCGCGCUUUUGAUUCCUAAAGGAUCUGAUGUGAGGAAAUCCAGUAUACUAGCCACCAGGAUUGAGCAGCUAUGUAUUUGGACUGUUUGAUGCCUCAGUCAAAUCCCGAAGGAAAGGGUAUCAGUGCAACAUUUUUACAUAUUUAUAUGCUCUGACUGCGCAAAGACUCAGUGUUUAUUGCACUCAGAUUCACAUGUUGAUGUGUCCACUCAAUUUAAACCCUGAGGAGAUUACAGGAGACUUCAAAUAAGUCUGCUCAUGUGAAGAAGAUAUGCUGUUGCAUCAGUCUACUGUAAUGAUAUGACCUACUGUCAUUCUGUGUUUUCUCUUCAGUAGAUCAGCUUUCACUUGACUCCUCUUGAUAAAAGCUCUUUUUGGUUGCAUUCCUUAUACUGACAAUGCUGUACUGUAUUCGUGGUGAAUGUGAGCUCAAACAGGCUUUGAUGUGCUAUGGAACACUAUUCCUGAGUUACAUGGUAGAGUACUACAUGCUGCGAGCCUCCUCGCUGUUUGAAGAGCAAUGAGGCGCCGAGCGAGGAGCACAGUGAAAUGAAGUGGAUGCUCAUGAGCACACAAUAAAGGAAAAACCCUCGCUGUUGAUAAUUUUAAUACGUCCCAUUGUGGCAGAAGGUCUAAAUAUUAUGCAUGAGUCUGAGCAGUGAGUGGAAGUCAGUUCAGAAGUGACAGUGCAUGCUUUCUGUCAAUACGCAGAGUGUAUGUGGUGCGUCCAAACAAGCCAAUGCAGCGUGCUGACAACAUUACAUAAGACUGUGUGUGUGUGUGUGUGUGUGUUCAUGCGCGUAUGGUUUGUCUUGCGUGUAAAAAGACCAGAGAUUAUGAGGGAGGGAGGACAUUUUCAUUCUUGUAAAUCUAUGCUUAAUACCUCUCUGCCCCUUGAGCAGCUGCCAUAUCCCAAACAGCUUUAUGGAUGGACUGGCUCUGCUCAGGUUAAUAGAGAUGUUGGACAGCUGCUCAAGACUGGCGUCUCAACAGAGCUGCGCGUGCCCAGUGAUGGGCAGGGGCUGGGCUUGACCUUCAAGGACGAUCCUUAAUUCCUUAUCUGGGUAGUAAUUAUCUGUGUUCAUUAAUGAGUGUGGCGGCGAGAAGCCACUGGUCCGCUGGUGUUUUUCAAAGCUAAGUGUGUCAUAAUCGAUAAAAUUUUCAGAAGUAGAGGGGAUGUCAAAUGAGAGCAGCACUCUCUGGACACUGUGAAUGCCGCUGUCAGAUAGACUUUGGUUUUAAUUGCCUCUCACUAAACAAGAAAAAUAGUUUUGCUCCAUGGACAUAAUAUAUAUAUUUUUUAAUUUAGGGGAUCAAUGGAUUUUGGCACCGCUUAGUGAAUGCAACUGACGCUUUUUGCAGCUUAAUUUAUGUUAGUCCUUAAUGUUGUGGUGGAAAUUUAUUUCAUUGCUGUUUGUUUUUGAUAAACAGUAAAAUACUGGUAUCUAACCUGGUGCUGGAGCCUUACAAGGAAACAAUGUCAAAGAGGCAACAAAGACAUUAACUUUGGCAUCAACCUCCAGAGUUUCUUUUUUUCCUCCUUGUGGAAUUUCCUUACUGAGUAGACACUAGUACAAAAGCCAUUAAAAAGCUUCUGUCCAUGUUAGGAAAACAAUGCAGUUGAAUAUAGAAUAGAAAAAAAUAGAUGCAGAUAUAAUGCAGUAGGUUACUGGACAGCGCAGAAUGUUAUAAAAGUUAACAUUGUAAGGACUUGUUGGAUAUGUCACCAACAUAUAAUCCUCUUUUUCAGUGUCUUUGUUAACAAUGUUUCAAUGUAAAAUCAAAAGACGUCUAUCCUGUAGAAAGUGUUUUUUUUCUUGUGUUUUCUGCUCAUGAUUUUUGUCCAUUAGCAGCACAUUAUGUAAAAAAAAAGGAAGUACUUUGAAAUGCUUUGUUUAUAUGGUGAAUGGCCUUUUGUGAGAACCAUAUGUGCUUUUGCCUGUGGACAAUUCAAACUUUUCUUCAGCUUUUAAAGCACUAGCAGCACAGACGAUGAGAGACACAGAAAAAGAAAAAAAAUGUGUUUGCUAUCAUUGUUUCAAAGUCACUUUGGUGUGCAGUGCCCAUUGAAGUUUCUGCCAUGUGGUUGAAUGUCCUUUUGCACCCAAUAAAAGAGUGAACAAGUUCCA
Molecule: messenger RNA, 3930 nt
Organism: Micropterus salmoides (largemouth bass)
Lineage: Eukaryota; Metazoa; Chordata; Actinopteri; Centrarchiformes; Centrarchidae
Gene: nptx2a
Product: neuronal pentraxin 2a
Exons: 5
Coding region: 472-1821 (449 amino acids)
Source: RefSeq, a predicted model, not a curated record